This is a messenger RNA of Engraulis encrasicolus (European anchovy), 5045 nucleotides long. Its product is annotated as retinoic acid receptor RXR-alpha-B-like. Gene Ontology annotation, biological process: response to retinoic acid; cell differentiation; retinoic acid receptor signaling pathway. The record is from RefSeq and is a predicted model, not a curated record. Lineage: Eukaryota; Metazoa; Chordata; Actinopteri; Clupeiformes; Engraulidae. Gene Ontology annotation, molecular function: nuclear steroid receptor activity; zinc ion binding; retinoic acid-responsive element binding. The coding region runs from base 209 to 1585 and encodes 458 amino acids. Gene Ontology annotation, cellular component: nucleus. The transcript has 10 exons.
GCGCAUAGAGAGAGCACAGCGCGCAGCGCCCGCCGAGUGAAAGCAGCUGAGUUGAGUUGUACGAAGUAGAUUUUGACAGCGGAAUUCAGACUUUAGACUGUCACGGUCACCCACCCAGCAACGGCCAUUGGGUCACUGCAAGCCCUGCUUACGGGAGUAGGCUACGGGGUCCCUCUCUUUCUGGGAAAUUCCGCUGGCAUGAGCUAACAUGGAAACCAAACCUUUUCUGUCUUUAGAUUCUUCAGGUCAGUUCUCUCCGCCCCCCCUGAGUUCCCCCCCAUCCCACCGGGGUCUGGGUCCCCCGGUGCACCCCUCCCUGCUCAGCCCUGGCGGCAUGGGGGGGUCGGGGCCGCUGCACUCGCCCCUGGGCUCCCCCCUCAACGGCCUGGGCUCCCCUCUCAACUUCCCCAUCAUCAGCUCCAUGGGCCCCACGCACGCCACCAGCAGUAUGGUCUUCAGCCCACAGCUGAGUUCCCCGAUGAGCAUGGUGAGCAGCUCGGAGGACAUCAAGCCUCCGCUGGGCCUGAACGGCAUGAUGAAGAUGCCCUCCUGCGCCGGCAUGCCCCUCUCCAAACACAUCUGCGCCAUCUGCGGAGACCGCUCCACAGGCAAGCACUACGGCGUGUACAGCUGCGAGGGCUGCAAGGGUUUCUUCAAGCGGACGGUGCGCAAGGACCUGAGCUACACCUGCCGCGACAACAAGGACUGCCCCAUCGACAAGCGCCAGCGCAACCGCUGCCAGUACUGCCGCUACCAGAAGUGUCUGUCCAUGGGCAUGAAGCGGGAAGGUAUGCAAGACCAGCAUGCAGCGGUUCAGGAGGAGCGUCAGCGAGCGAAAGAGAGGGCCGAGGGAGAGAUGGAAUCCAGCGGGGUGAACGAGGAGAUGCCCGUGGAGAAGAUUCUAGAAGCGGAACUGGCCGUGGAGCCCAAGACCGACACCUACACAGAACACAGCCCAGGAGCACCUGCCUCAUCGCCAAACGACCCGGUGACCAACAUCUGCCAGGCGGCCGACAAGCAGCUCUUCACCCUGGUGGAGUGGGCCAAGAGGAUCCCCCACUUCUCAGAGCUGCCCCUGGAUGACCAGGUCAUCUUGCUCAGAGCAGGUUGGAAUGAGCUCCUGAUUGCAUCCUUCUCCCACCGCUCCAUCACCGUGAAGGAUGGCAUCCUCCUCGCCACGGGCCUUCACGUGCACCGCAACAGCGCCCACAGUGCGGGCGUGGGCGCCAUCUUUGACAGGGUGUUGACGGAACUGGUGUCUAAGAUGCGAGACAUGCAGAUGGACAAAUCAGAGCUGGGCUGCCUAAGAGCUAUUGUCCUGUUCAACCCAGACUCGAAAGGCCUGUCUAACCCAGCAGAAGUGGAGGUACUGAGAGAGAGGGUCUAUGCCUCCCUUGAGGCAUACUGCAAACAGAGGUACCCUGAGCAACCGGGGAGGUUUGCGAAGCUUCUGCUGCGUCUGCCGGCCCUGCGCUCGAUUGGCCUGAAGUGCCUGGAGCACCUGUUCUUCUUCAAGCUGAUUGGUGACACGCCCAUAGACACUUUCCUCAUGGAGAUGCUGGAGACGCCACACCAGAUGACGUAACCUGACCGGACGGAACCCGGGACCCGACCCCCAUGUCACACAGAACUUCUCACAAAGACACACAGACACACAGACACACACACAGACACACACACACACACACACACAGACACACACACAGACACACACACACACACACACAGUGCACCGUACCGCCACACAGGGAUGAAUGUCUCCACGCCACUUCGAGAACUAUUUUUUGUAACCGACAUCACAAGCGCAUUGUGCUAUCUAUUUUUCUGUCUUUCUGUCUCUCUCUCUCUCUCUCUCUCUCUCUCUCUAUUCUUGACUGUGGUUCAUUCAUAUCCUCUCGACUCGUCUGUACGUUGCGAGCUGCGACUACAUGUGCCAUGUCAUCUAGUCGCAAUGGGAUUUCUUUUUUUUUCUCUCCAGUGUGUAUAAAAGAAACGCAACAGUGGAUUAACAGACGCUCAUGUCACAAGACACUACAACACCAGUGACACAGGCUCCUCCUCCUCACACACUGGGGACAAGACACGAGUGACUCACGGGGGAAACCUGCUUAACCGCCAGACGCCAGAAUCACCCUGUCUGUCUGGCGCAUAUCUGCCGUCACACAUCUGACCUGAGAUCAGUGUGUCUCUAUGCCGCCCUAUGUCCUCUUUGAGGUCUACCUCUCAGUGUUUGCAGUGCUGGGCUGUCUGUCUGUAUUGAGUACAUACAGCCUCGAUUGGGAGUACAGUAUAGGAUUUUUCUCACCAAACAGGAUUAAAUCCGAUUCUCUUUCUUUCUUUCUCUCUCGUUCUCGUUCUGCCGAUGUCCUUGUCCACUCUCCCUCCUAUGCAUGGGGCUGAUGGAUGGAUGUAUUCACGUCAUAGGAAGGUCUCUCUGCUCUUCUGUACCUCAUCCAGUGACUUUUCAUGGCGUCAUUGUGGGCUCUCCACUCUGGUUAAAACAGACAUUGUACUAAAAAGAGUCCCCUUGUGCUGGAGUUGAACUGAGAACAUGGCUGACGGCCACGCCGUCUCUGGGAGCACUCACCGAGGCAGAUGCAGACAGAUGAGCCGACUGGGGGGUGGGGGGCAAAGGGGUUCAGUUGCCCCAGGCCCAGGUAAACAAGGGGCCCAGAAUUGGGUCCUUAUUACAUUGUAUGUAUUGAGUGGGGGGCCCCCAUUCAGAUGACUUUGUCCUGGGCCCAGCAAAAGCUGUCAGCGACCCUGGAUGCAGAAGACACAGAUGUUUGCGCUCCUUUACCUCUGGGAAAGAAAAAAAAGUAAGGUGAAGGAGAGAAAACAACCCCUUUUUAUUCUUGGCACUUAGCUCUUUUGUCAGGCAGUGAUGGCACUAGCCAAAAGUCAACAUUUGGGAGGCUCUGACCUUGCGGGUUUUGUUAAGGUGUGGCUAUAAGCUUAGCUCCUGCCCAGGCCAUGAAAGGUCACCUCAGAACUUACCUGUUUGUGCCAGAGAGAUUCCAGAAUCAAGGGCGCCAUUUUUCUUUUCUUUUUAAAAAAAAUAAAUAAAUAACAGCAUAGAAAUGUUUUUCAGACUUCAAACAUAUUUUUGUUUCUGUAUAUUUUUUUUAAAUUCUGAAUGUUUGUUUUAUUUUUGUUUUCUGUACUGCUGCAUGUCCAAAGAUGGUGAUAAGAGUUUCGAGCCAACUUGGCACUGGAGUUCCCUCAGUGGGUGGCAAAGCAGUAGAACUUAUACACAAACAAACAUAACCCAGGAUCCAAAAACUCACCUCAGGAACACUGUGGACAUACAGAGAGCUUACACCGCCAUCUGGUGGACGGAAGACAACACUGCAUCUUUAUUAUAUCAAGGACAACACCGUGCACAGCAGGAUGGGGCAUGCAUGCAACAGUGUGUUUCGCCCUGGAAAUAUACAACCAUUCUCUGACCUCAGGAUCUAUACUCACAUCAUACAUCUCUUGUGUUUUUAUUUCCUUAGCAGAAGUACAACUUUUGGACCACAUGUGUAUGCAUUUGUUAACAACAAAGCAAUAACACACAUUUUUCAUACGGAUUUAUGAUUUUUGGUGUAAUAUGAUUUACAUACCAAGUAUUGCAUACUGAGCCGUUGUUAGCCAAACAGUAUUCCCUCUGGAGUGCCGGGUCAUAGUAUUACACGUCUGAUGUCAGCACAGUUUCAGAGAUGCUGUUUUGAGAUCCUCUGUCCAGCCAGCUGUGACUGGCUUCCUAUAGACACAAUCAGUCAAUCAACCGCUGACUCUCAGAUGUUUCUCAUAUGUGUGCAUUGCAACACACAAUAUGUUUGUGUAGUGUAUUACAGAGGACUUACCAAAAAAACAAUCAUGAUCAGGCUUUGUACUUCAAUGACUACCAAAAGGCGGUGCUAGAGUAUCUCGUCUCUCACAGAACCUCAUGGUAAAUGUAGCCUACGGAUUGAUUAAAAUCCUAAAGGAAUAUUUUUCUCCAUUCGUUUCCUGGUUCCUGAACAGAUCAAAACAGAACAAAAAAAAUGAACAAGCAAGCUUCAAACCAACACAGAAAUGUUGGAGGAUGUUCGGUUGUUGUAAAUGUAAACUUGCACGCUACACUACGUACUGCAUUAUGAAGAUUUCAAUUUUUAAAAAAUAACUUAAAAAAAUGUGGAAAAGAUGUCAGAAAGUCUCAUUCAACCGUAUCUCACCACACCAGCUGAAGAGGAGUCUCAGGCCUUUUACAGAGAAUAAAUGCACGCCUCCCUGGCAGUUUCGCAGGGGUGACAAUCUUUAGCUUCAGCAGACUAUGCCUGAAUUGGAACUGGCCAUGUUGGACCAGUUGUGCGGGUUCAUGACGCAGGGAUCUCCGCAAAGGUUACGGAGGUCAUCCAGUGUUCAACAGUGCAGUGCAGAAUAGAGCAACCUACAUACACAUAGGGUCUGUGAAGAUUCUCAUUCAUACAGGCUAUGUCACCUAAUUGAGCUCAGUUCUAAACAACUGGACUUCUUGAACUUCCCCCCUUACAGCAACCAGAAACUCCUGAAGGUCCUCAGUUGAGGAACCAACGUCUUUCCAGCUCAAUGAAAGACUGUGGUUGCUUACAACUGAACUCUUUUGGAUACUGUUCCUGGGAUCUCCUAGAUUUCAAUGUUCUGUAUGACCAAACAUAAGAUAUUGAAAUGUUCCAAGAUGGAAAAAUCCAUGAGCCUUAAUCAAUGGCAAGUGGUGGAUCUACAAUUUGAAGAGCCCUGGUUUUGUCUUGCUACAAACUCCCCAAAGCCCAUGUCCAUAGGUUUACUGCUUACUGGUAAAAGAGUGGGGCUUGUUAAUUUACUAGUCCAUCUGUUUGGAUUUCAACACCCAAAACAACACUCAAACUGACUUUGUGAUGGAAUCAUAAAAGAGGAAUGAAAAAGAAAGAAUAUAUUUUUGUACAAAUGUAAUUUUAUCCCUUUGUUCCUAUGUAGUAUGUCCUUCCUCCUUUGAAAUGUUGUAUAAUUUGUGUAAAUGCUGAUUUCCGGAACAAAACAAAAAAUAAACUUUGGGAGUGAUG